ACAAAUCCUUUAUUUAGUUUGCAUUAUACCACCUCAAUAUGCAUAUCACCUAUUUCACUCGCAUUUUUCAUUAUGCUGGUAUAAAAUAAACGUCUCUAAAACUCCAAUCAUCAAGUGGAAAUAAUAUGAAUACCGAAUAUAUAAUUAUAUCGUUAUUAAAACGUUCCAGCAGGUAAGUGGAUAAGAACCAACGUCCCGGCUCAAACUUCCCUUGCGGCGGCUGGCUGGUGGGCAGAAGAGGAGGAAGAGGAGGAAGCAUCGGCGAGGAGGCCAUCAUUUCUGCUUUACUCUGCCGCCACGUGUGUGCGACGAGCCCCGGCCAAACAUGUCCAAGCGGAAAAUAGAUAUCAACCCAUCGGCGCUGAGGAAAAGGCGUAAUGAAAGUGUUCCAGGUUCUAUUAUCAUAAAUAACAUAUAUAAGAAACCAAUCAGACAAUAAAAGUAGUGCAAAUGUCAAAGAAAGGACUAACGGAUGAGGAGCUAUCAUAUAUGAUGAGUGUGACUGGUGACUUGUCAGACUUAGAUGAUGAUGGUGAGGCUCAUAAUGAAGGACUUACUGGUACCAACAUAGAUAAUGCUGAAAUGUCAGCUAGUGAUGAGGAGGAGGAGGAUCAAAUAGAGAAAGAGUUGAUGUAUGAUAGUGAUGAUGAUAAGGAUUAUGUCCCAUCGUGUAGUGACGAAAAUGAAGAAGUGCCAGAGGAUGUUGAAAAAGAGAUGGGGAAGAAGAAGAAGAAAAGAAAGCAAACUGGCAAGAAAACACGUCGCACAUCGACCCCAAAGAAAAAAAGAAGUAUUGUUGGACCACACCCUGGGAACUAUCCAGGUGAUAGUAUCCCUUCCACUUCAGCUGAUGUACCUUCUCCUCCUUCCCCUAUAACUGGACCUAAUGAUGCUGCUUCCCACGUGGACACGACCGCUGCUGAUGCUUCUCUUGCAGCCAACUCUUCUGCUGCUGCCCCUUCUCCCUCUGCAGCCAGUAGUGGUGGGAGACAUGGGAGACGUAGGAGACAAGCUCAAGUUGAUGUUCCAGCUAUAGUACAGUUUGAUAGUACUACUCUGGCUGGCAAGUAUGGGUUCAGAUGGUGUACCCGCCCACAGUCCAGUACCAAUCGGGUAGCCAGAAACAUUGUCACUGGUAACCUCGGACCAAAUGCCGAAGCGCGAGCUUGUGAUUCCCCGGAAAAGUGCUUUAACUUAUUCAUUGAUGAUUCAUUUUUGGAUAUAGUCUGUCAGUGGACAAACAAGAGGAUUGAGAUUGAAGCCAGUAGGUACACCAAGAAAACAGCAACACAUAGAAGUGUGGAACGGGAGGAACUUUUGGUAUUCAUUGGGGUGCUAAUAUUUUCUGGAUGCCAGAAGGAUGGCCAUAUGUCAACCUGUGACAUGUGGUCUGCUGACAUCGGUGUGCCAUUGUACCGUGCUGCUAUGUCGCAGGCCCGUUUUGAGUUUAUACUCAACUGUUUACGGUUUGAUGACCCACAGACAAGAGAGACGAGAAGAGAGACUGACAAAUUUGCACCUUGCAGGGAACUGUUUGAUAACAUUAUGGAGAAGUGUCAAAGGCACUACACACCCUGUGAGCAUCUCUGUAUUGAUGAGCAGCUGCUUGCAUUUCGUGGAAGAUGUCCAUUCAGGAUGUAUAUCCCAAGCAAGCCAGCCAAGUAUGGCAUGAAGAUGAUCCUCAUAAAUGACUGCAAGACUAAAUACCUGCUAGGAUGUAUGCCAUACCUCGGAAAGGAUCAGACACGGCUCACACCUGGAAUAGGACUGGGACAUUAUUUUACCAAGGAACUUACACAGCCAUACCACCACACAAACAGAAAUGUAACCACAGAUAAUUGGUUUACCUCUGUAGGACUAGUCACUGAUCUUCUAGAGAACUGUGGCAUGACCAUGGUUGGAACAUUGAAGGCAAACAAGCGAGAACUUCCAGAUAAGAUAAAGAGCAAAGAAGAUCGUGAACCUGGAUCAAGUGCCUUUCUCUUCACAAAAGAGAUGACCCUGGUUUCAUAUCUGCCUCCGGUGCGAAACAAGGCCAAGAAGUUAGUCCUCUUGCUCUCAUCUAUGCACAGCCAGCCAACCAUAGGAGAGAAAGGAAAGCCAGAAAUUAUAGAAUUUUACAACAGCACCAAAGGUGGAGUGGAUGCUUUUGACGAGAUGUGUGAACUGUACUCUUGCAACCGGAAAACUAAAAGAUGGCCCCUUUGUAUCUUCUACUGGAUGGUGAAUGUCGCUGUUAUCAAUGCAAAUGUAGUGUACACAGCAAACCUAGAGAGGACAGGAGGUACCAAAGUUCCAAAACGCCGUCGUUUCAGGCUACACCUUGCAAGAACAUUCAUACGGCCAUGGGCUCAGAAGAGGUUGUCGGCUGACACUCUCCCACGGCCCCUAAAAACACGGAUAUCUACUGUCUGUAACCUCCCAUCAGUAGCCAACACACAAUACCCAACUGGCCAAGUACUUGCCCAGUGCACAUACCGUCAGGUACGCUGUGCUGAGUGCCCCCGCUCUACAGACCGGAAGACACGCAUCAGGUGCCUGAAAUGUCAACGACCCGUGUGCCAGUCCCACUACUACCCUACUUGUACCAAGUGUAUUGAGCUCGUGUGAGAUGUGGUGCCAGAGAGCUGAGGGCUGAUGAGGGGAUGGCAAGAGGACCCAUUUCGCCAUGGCAGGAAGCCUGUUUCUUUAAAGAAAUUUUUUUUAUUUAAUUUGAAUUUUUAUCUUGAAUUUUUGGGAAAACAUUUGAAAUUUCAGUAUUUUUCCUUUAUUUUUUUUUAGACCAGAAGAAUUUAGUGAGUUAAGUAACUUUAACAACCAAAAUGAAGAGGAAGGAGGCUAAUUUCUGUGGAAUUUUUCAAAAAUAAAAUUGUUUGAAAGGAAACGUGUUUUUUCUCGAUCCGAAAAUGGGGUUAGCUACACACCAGGUUUGUGUUUGUGUGACAAAAACUGAAGGUUUGAGUUCCCGGGUUAAUGUACUGAGAAGUUAUUGAUUAGUCUCAUGCACAUAGAAGAGUCAUCACUAAUUAUUGUAAUGGUUCCAGCAGGAAUUUUCUUAUAAUAUCAUCCGAUGGAUAAAUGCCACCACUGACAGUUCUCGAGAACAAUGGAAAAUGCCCUCGAGGUGUAGCAGUAUUUGUGAAUAGCAAAUAACUCAGGCAGAACAAAUAUUUUAUGAUAUUCCAUUUUAUUAUGGCGUAUUUGUCCCAUUCGGUCAUCGACAAAUCCUUUAUUUAGUUUGCAUUAUACCACCUCAAUAUGCAUAUCACCUAUUUCACUCGCAUUUUUCAUUAUGCUGGUAUAAAAUAAACGUCUCUAAAACUCCAAUCAUCAAGUGGAAAUAAUAUGAAUACCGAAUAUAUAAUUAUAUCGUUAUUAAAACGUUCCAGCAGGUAAGUGGAUAAGAACCAACGUCCCGGCUCAAACUUCCCUUGCGGCGGCUGGCUGGUGGGCAGAAGAGGAGGAAGAGGAGGAAGCAUCGGCGAGGAGGCCAUCAUUUCUGCUUUACUCUGCCGCCACGUGUGUGCGACGAGCCCCGGCCAAACAUGUCCAAGCGGAAAAUAGAUAUCAACCCAUCGGCGCUGAGGAAAAGAUAUAUGCCUGACAAUGACCGUGACAUGGACCGAGAGAGCAGCUACCUCAGCGGCUCCAGCAAUUACAGCUACAAUUCAGGCCGCAUGAAUUACAGUGACUACCAGCGAUCAGACACAUACCAAGGCAGCAUUGGUAGUGGUGGGGGUGGCAUGGGUGGGGGUAACAUGGGUGGGGGUAACAUGGGUGGGGGCAACAUGAGUGGGGGUAACAUGGGUGGGGGUAACAUGGGUGGGGGUAACAUGAGUGGGGGUAACAUGGGUGGGGGUAACAUGGGUGGGGGCAACAUGGGCGGGGGCGGCAUGGGCGGGGGCGGCAUGGGCGGGGGUGGUAUGGGUGGGGGCGGCAUGGGUGGUGGUCUGGGUAUGAUGGGCAACAGCCUUCAUCAGCAGCGAGGGGCUGUGGCCAUGUCGCUCAACCCCUUCACAAACCUGCCCUACACCCCAAGAUACUACGAGCUGUAUAGGAAAAGAAUUGGGCUUCCUGUAUGGGAGUACAGAACAAAGUUUUUUGACUUGCUGGAUCGCCACCAAACCAUAGUGUUGGUGGGCGAAACAGGUUCAGGCAAGACUACACAGAUGCCACAGUGGUGUGUCGAGUUUGCCCGCUCCAAAGGCAAGAAAGCUGUUGCUUGCACUCAACCCAGGCGAGUGGCAGCCAUGUCUGUGGCCCAGCGUGUGGCUGAGGAAUUGGAUGUAGCACUUGGUCAGGAGGUGGGUUACUCCAUCCGUUUUGAGGAUUGCUCCUCCUCCAAAACAGUGCUCAAGUACAUGACAGAUGGUAUGUUGCUGCGUGAAGCCAUGAGUGACCCUAUGCUGGAGAACUACCAGGUCAUCUUACUGGAUGAGGCUCACGAGCGGACAUUAGCUACAGAUAUCCUGAUGGGGGUGCUGAAAGAGGUGUUGAAACAGAGAAAUGACUUGAAGCUGGUGGUGAUGUCAGCCACCCUGGAUGCUGGCAAGUUUCAGCACUACUUUGACAAGGCUCCACUGCUCAAUGUUCCUGGCCGCACUCACCCUGUUGAAAUCUAUUACACUCCAGAACCAGAGAGGGAUUACUUAGAAGCUGCCAUCAGGACUGUCAUACAGAUACACAUAUGUGAGGAGAUACAAGGCGAUGUACUGCUCUUCCUGACGGGUCAAGAGGAAAUUGAGGAGGCAUGUAAGCGCAUCAAGAGGGAGGUGGAUGCUUUGGGUCCUGAUGUUGGGGACCUCAAAUGCAUUCCUUUAUAUUCCACACUACCCCCCAAUCUCCAGCAGCGCAUCUUUGAAGCUCCACCACCCAACAAGCUAAAUGGAGCCAUUGGACGGAAAGUUGUGGUGUCUACAAACAUUGCUGAGACCUCCCUCACUAUUGAUGGAGUUGUCUUUGUGAUUGACCCAGGCUUUGCUAAACAGAAGGUGUAUAAUCCUCGUAUUCGUGUGGAGUCCUUGUUGGUGUCGCCCAUCAGUAAGGCAUCAGCCCAGCAGCGAGCUGGUCGUGCAGGGAGAACGAGGCCUGGCAAGUGUUUCCGCCUCUACACAGAAAAGGCUUUCAAGAAUGAGAUGCAGGACAACACCUACCCUGAGAUCCUCCGAUCCAAUCUUGGCUCUGUAGUGCUGCAGCUCAAGAAGUUGGGCAUUGAUGACUUGGUUCACUUUGAUUUCAUGGACCCUCCUGCUCCAGAGACCCUCAUGAGAGCCCUAGAGCUCCUCAACUACCUAGCAGCUCUUGAUGAUGAUGGUAACCUAACAGAGCUUGGAGCAAUCAUGGCAGAGUUUCCACUUGACCCUCAGCUGGCAAAGAUGGUGAUUGCCUCUUGUGACUUCAAUUGCUCCAAUGAAAUCUUGUCCAUCACUGCUAUGCUCUCAGUACCGCAGUGCUUUGUGCGCCCUAAUGAGGCUAAGAAGGCUGCAGACGAGGCCAAGAUGAGAUUUGCGCACAUUGAUGGGGACCACCUCACGCUGCUGAACGUCUACCACGCCUUCAAACAGAAUAUGGAGGAUGUCCAGUGGUGCUACGACAACUUUGUCAACUAUCGCUCACUCAAGUCUGCAGACAAUGUACGACAGCAGCUGUCGCGCAUCAUGGACAGGUUUAGCCUUAAGCGUACUUCCACAGAUUUCAACUCUCGGGACUACUAUAUGAACAUCCGCAAAGCCCUUGUUUCAGGGUUCUUCAUGCAGGUUGCUCACUUGGAACGUACAGGCCAUUAUAUGACCAUCAAGGACAACCAAGUGGUGCAGCUCCACCCUUCCACUUGCCUAGACCACAAGCCAGAGUGGGUCCUGUACAACGAGUUCGUCCUCACCACCAAGAACUACAUCAGGACUGUCACAGACAUCAAACCUGACUGGCUAAUUAAAGUGGCUCCCAACUAUUAUGACAUGCAGAACUUUCCUCAGUGUGAAGCCCGAAGACAGCUGGAGAACAUCAUCACAAGAUUUGAGUCUAGGCAGUAUAGAGAAGGAUUCUAAGUUUGAAGUUGGUAGGAAUGUUUCUCAAGCACCUGCAUUUCAUCUUGAUGGUCUAUGUGUUUUUAUGAUAUGUUCAUGUUAAAGUAUGUCCAUGAAAAGAGCUUCGUUGUGUUAAGCUUAAGAGUGGAUAGGUAUGGAUUGGUCUCUUUGAAGUCUUUUGGACUGGAGGAGGUGAUACAUAGAUAGUUUAUAUUUUUUGUAUGGUGUAUUAGUGCAUCACACUAUGGGGUCUUCAUUGCAGUACUCUAAACAGAUUGGUCACCAAGACAAAAUAAUGCACCGUGUGUGGUCAGGUGUGUCCCUCUAAAGUUCAGGAUUAAUUUAUUCACUGUACAAAGCAGCAAAUUAAUUAGUUUGUAACCAGUCUGGCCACACCAACAUAGGCAUUAUAUUUAUUACACUUAUAAGACAAAAUAGCAAGUACUCUGACUCUGUGUUUUGCUACCCAGGACCCAUCAUUCCCAAUAGCCAAGUGCCAGGUCCAGGCCAUUUGGGGUUGCUAAGAGUUACCCUCUGUGGCCCCAGCUUGUCACUCAUUUUAUGAUUAGAAUAAAAGGAAAAGUCUUA
Molecule: messenger RNA, 6614 nt
Organism: Eriocheir sinensis (Chinese mitten crab)
Lineage: Eukaryota; Metazoa; Arthropoda; Malacostraca; Decapoda; Varunidae
Gene: Dhx15
Product: putative pre-mRNA-splicing factor ATP-dependent RNA helicase PRP1
Exons: 15
Coding region: 3546-6047 (833 amino acids)
Cellular component (GO): intracellular anatomical structure; spliceosomal complex
Molecular function (GO): ATP binding; ATP hydrolysis activity; RNA binding
Source: RefSeq, a predicted model, not a curated record